AGCGUCAUCUUCAACUUAAUUUUGUGAUAUUUCGUGGAAAUAUUGCAAUUCUAUCAUUGUGGCAGAGAGAAUGUUUUUCUAGACAAGCUAAUGUUUUUGUAUGUAUAUAUACAUUUCUUUGGAGCCGGUGGUUACUGCGUGGCAGGCUGGUUACUUGAGUCUCCUAACUGGGUGCUUGGUCCCGCAGCUUGUCGCAGCUGAAGAAAAUAGAACCAGUUGCCAACCCAGCGGUCGGCACCAAACGUUUGCUUUGCGCCUUGUUAUACUUUCCCCGAGGAUUCACAUUUAAACUUUCGUUAACGGAGUGGUGGUGUAGCAGCUGCUUGUAUUUUAUGUCUUUUAUUUUUAUUUUUUUUAUGUUAACGGCAAAUUGUUGGUUGUAGACUUGGGUGGCUAACACCAACUAGCUAUAUAACCCCAACUCGUGCGACGACAGCUGUCAUUGGAGAAAGGAAAGUGAUCCCUUCAAAUGCGCCAACCGGUGAAGCGGUUUUCUGUUGGAUAUAUGUCAACUGCUUUUCCAUCAAAUGGGCAAAGUUGGGAAUAACAUUGCAACGCUGGAUUAUAAUGAUAUGCGCUGUGCAUUUCUGAGAACUGCGGUGCUGUUUCAUUGGAGAGAGGCUAGCUAGCUCAUUUAGCUUGCUAGCUAGCUGUGUGAUAAAAGUGCGACGUUUCAUCCCCCAUUAUUUUGGGACAUGAAGAGGAUAAUCCACUUUCCAUAGGGUUGGAAGAAUGUCAUCAGAGGAUAAGACUGUGGAACCCUCUGACCAGGGACCCUUACCGCCAUCCAGUAGUGUAGGGGCCACGUCCACAGAAAGUCCUGCCCAUGCAGACAAGCGACCACGUGGCAGGCCUCGCAAGGAUGCUGCUGCCACAAUCCUUCCCCAGGCACCAACCCUAUCCACAUCUAAAAACAGAAAAAAGGGUCGCACCAGAGGGAGAGUUGUUGUGGAUGAGGAGGACAGCAUGGAUGGGACUGAGAUAACAGAGUCCACUGACUCUCAGGAUGCAGAAACACAAGUACAACCCUUGGAGACUGUGGAAGUGGUGACCACUGAGGUUCCAGAGGAAGACAAGCCUUCUUCCCCUCUGGUCCAGAGCCCUCCAGCAGAGAUUUCAGCUGGACCAUCUGUCCCAUCGAGUAGAGAAAUCAAAACCAGUGAGCGUGUCUGUGCCUUCUGUUACUGUGGUGGUCGUAGCCUUCUGGGUCAGGGGGAUCUGCAAGUAUUCAACAUCACAUUUCAGCAUGAAACACUCUUCAGCCAUAAUGGUGAAGGAGGCUCGACAAACGACAACAGUGAUGGUGACAAAACCACUCAGCCAGAUAUGGCUGGAGACACCACCUCAGGACAGAAGGAAAAUGGGUCUGAAACCUGCCAGGAAGAACCAGACCCAGCCAGUCGAUUUUGGGAUGAGCUUUCUCAUGUCGGCAUUUCACAAGAUGUUAAAGUCCAGUCUCUCUUUGAGUCAGGGCAAUGUUGGGCACAUCAGAGUUGUGCCUUGUGGUCUGAUGGUGUUUGUGAGGGCGAGGGACAAUCUCUGCUUAAUGUGGACAGAGCCAUUGACUCAGGGAGCACAAAGCACUGUGCAUACUGUAAGCGCCUUGGAGCAUCCAUUAAGUGCUGUGCUGAAGGAUGUGCUCAACUCUACCAUUACCCCUGUGCAGGGGCAGCUGGGACCUUUCAGGAUAUCAGGAGUCUCUCACUCCUCUGCCCAGAACAUGUUGAAUUGGCAAUUCACAAAUUUGUAGAUGAUGUAAAUUGCGUGCUGUGUGAUAGCCCAGGGGACCUAUUAGACCAGCUCUUCUGCACCAGUUGUGGUCUGCAUUACCAUGGGAUGUGCCUGGAUAUGGCUGUGACCCCGCUAAGGAGAGCAGGUUGGCAGUGCCCCGAGUGCAAAGUCUGCCAGACAUGCAAGAACCCAGGAGAGGACACUAAGAUGCUGGUGUGUGAUAUGUGUGACAAAGGAUACCAUACAUUCUGUUUGCAACCUGCAAUGGACUCUCUUCCCACCAACGGAUGGAGAUGUAAGAACUGCAGAGUAUGCAUACAGUGUGGAACACGCACCAGCGGCCAGUGGCACCACACCAGCCUGCUGUGUGAGAAAUGUGUCCAAAACCAGGACCCUGCUCUGUGCUGUUCUAUGUGUUCUUGCAUCCUGGACCCUGAGCAUCACAAAGACUUACUAUUCUGCCAAACUUGUAAGCGAUGGCUUCACCUGGACUGCGAGCGUCAGAACUCAGGCCAAGCAGAAAUCCACCCCAGAGAGGACUAUGUUUGUUCCAACUGCAGGCCUCCUGCUGCAGAGCAGGCGCUACAGGCAGAGGGUAUGGACAUUGGCCCAGAGCUCAGCCCUAAGCCAGCCCCCAUGCACACAGACACUGAGACUGCCCUACAGCUGGCUCAAAAGCACACAGACCUAGAACCUGGCACUCAGCUGCCCCCUGAAAUGCACAAUGACCCCAAACCGGAAUUACUUGCUGUUCCAUUGCACUCAGAUCCAAAGCCUGUUCAGGCUACCGUCCAGGAGGAGAAGUUGGCCAUGUCUGACCAGAAGCCUGAAGUCUCAGGGGAAGCAGACACUGUGGAGACGCAGGUUCCUGAACCGUCUGUCAGCAAAAUUCCAGCAGAAUUCAAACCAGAGUCAAAACCAGCAGCUAGAGGCAAGCUUACAUCUACAGAAAGUUCUGCAUCUUCAGCGACUCAGAGCCAGGAGUCUUUUCCAGCCCAACAACCUACUGAGGCACCGCAGACCCAGGAUACCACAUUGCAAUCCAAACCAGCAACUACAGAGGCCUGCCCUGAGCAGGGCACGGUCAACCCCAGCACAAAGGAUUUUAAGGCCAUCAUCUCAACCACCAAAGAACCAAGUACUACAGCAGUACCUUUAAUAGACCAACAAAUUGAAGUCACACUACCCCAGCCUUCAAGUAUGGAUGUAGUCAAGGCUUCUUUCCUGGAAACUGCUCCAAAAGAACUCAAGGAGAAGAAUGAGGGUAUAUUUCCCAUUACCCUGACAGACAAUGUUAAGCCCACAGCUUCUAAUAUGUCAGAGGAGAUGGACACCACACUGGACAGCAAGCCCAAUCUGUCAUUUCCUAACUUGUCUUCAGAGCAGAAGCCCUUCAAAACAUCUGUGGAAAGACUAGCUGAACUGGUUUCUUCUCCCUCCCACUCCUCCCAUCUGGUCCGAGGGACACCUCUCAGAGAACUACCCCAGACCCAGAUACUACCUUCAUUGAGUGACCACAGUAGUGUGAUACCAGCAACAACCCUUGUGCCAUUCACCCCAAAGAUUGGCAUGGGAAAGCCAGCCAUCACCAAGAGAAAGUUUUCUCCUGGGAGGCCAAGAGUGAAACAGGGUGCAUGGAGCCCCCAUAGCAGUGUGAGCUCACCCUUGUCCUGGUCACCAGACCAGCCAGAGGGGUGGGACCCAAAGACCAGGCAGUCCUCUGGCAGCCCCGGCUGGAGCAUCAGAGUGGGUCGAGGCUCAGGCUUCCCAGGGAGGAGGAGGCCAAGAGGAGCUGGUCUGUCGGGUAGAGCUGGACGUGGCAGGGCCAGAGGGAAGAAUGGAGUGAAUCCCAGCAUCAACCCGGGGAUUACCACAAUAGAAACACAAUACCCUGUGAAGGAGGAGGAGGAAAAUGCGAUGCAUAACACGGUUGUCAUUUUCUCCAGCAAUGACAGCUUCACAUUAAAACAGGACAUGUGUGUGGUGUGUGGAAGUUUUGGUCUUGGUGCAGAGGGCCGCCUUUUGGCCUGUGCUCAGUGUGGCCAGUGUUACCAUCCAUUCUGUGUAGGCAUAAAGAUCACCAAGGUGGUGCUAAGUAAAGGCUGGCGCUGUCUGGAGUGUACAGUGUGCGAGGCAUGUGGCCAAGCCACAGAUCCUGGACGUUUGCUGCUAUGUGAUGACUGUGACAUCAGCUAUCACACAUACUGCCUGGACCCUCCACUGCAGAAUGUUCCCAAGGACAGCUGGAAGUGCAAGUGGUGUGUGUCCUGUACCCAGUGUGGUGCCACCACGCCAGGACUAAGGUGUGAGUGGCAGAAUAAUUAUACCCAGUGUGCUCCCUGUGCCAGCCUUGCAACGUGCCCAGUCUGCCUGGUGGACUACAGUGAAGGCACCAUCAUUGUGCAGUGCCGUCAGUGUGACAGGUGGUUUCAUGCCUCAUGUCAGAGUCUCCAUUCAGAGGAAGAUGUAGAAAAAGCUGCAGAGAGCGGCUUCGACUGUACAAUGUGCAGAAAUUUCAAGACCACUAAAGGUGGGAGCUCCAUGAUUCAACUAGUUGUGACCAAGACCAGAGACAUCACUGAGCCACUGGUUGUGAUGCCAGUUGUCACAAAGACUAAAGAAAUUGAUUUGUCAAGGACGUACACCCAGGAUGGAGUUUGUUUGACAGAGUCAGGACUUUGCCAGCUCCAGAGCUUAUCUGCUACAGCAUCAAGACGACGGAAACCUAAGCCGAAAUUAAAGCUUAAGAUCAUUAACCAGAACAGCGUCGCAGUCCUUCAAGCACCUGUGGACCCACUUUCAGAACUCUGUCGAGAUGAAGACAUGGAGGACAACAGAGAGGCGGAGCUCCUCGAUUGUGAGACAAAGUCUGACUCAAGCCUGGAGCGAGAGCCAGUGGAGGAUGACUCCAAGGGGGCCGACGGCGGCAAGAAGAGGAAGAGGAAACCGUACCGACCGGGCAUUGGGGGAUUCAUGGUCCGCCAGAGGAGCCGCCCAGGCCAAGGUCCAAGCAAAGCAAAGCGAUCCCUCUGUAGAAAAGAUUCAUCUGGCUCUGUGUCAGAGAAUCCCACAGGAAAAGAUGAAGGUUGGACCGAAGCACUGCCAGAUACUCCUGUGGAUGAGAUUCCUCCUGGACCAGAGGUCCCAGAAAAGAUAAAGAAACGCUAUCGAAAGAAGAAAACUAAACUGGAGGAGGCUUUUCCCACCUAUCUACAGGAAGCUUUCUUUGGAAAGGAUCUACUGGACAAAAGCAAGCAAAGUAGGCAGCAGGGGGUUGAAUCAGGCUUACUGGAGGACGGGCAAACCCAAGUGGAGAGAAAGCACCCCACUACCAGCUUCCUACGUGCAACAUCAGACCCACUGCUCAGUGCCUCAACAACAUCCAUUCCUACCAGACCAACAGCACCAGAGACGUCUGAGGAACCAUUAGUUGAUCUAUCUGAUGUUCUGAACACUGAUGCAGACAUCUUGGGAAUGCUCGGAAAGCCAAGCAGUGACUCUGGUCUUGAUUUUUGUCCCUUCCAUGUUGACAGCUCACCUCCUUCUUUUGCUGGUCUGGACAUUGGACCCCUGGCAGACAAUUCCCCAGUAACAUCUCAGUCUCAUGCUGGCCGAAGGACACCUCGAACAAUGCCAGAAGAACCAUUGGAUGGCAUUCUCAGCCCGGAGCUAGACAAGAUGGUUACUGAUGAAUCAAUUCUCAGUAAACUUAACAAAAUUCCAGAGUUGGAGGGCAAGGAUGUGGAGGAUCUCUUUACAGCAGUCCUUAGCCCGAGCACGAGCCAACCUCCUCCACCACAGGUGCCUCACCCCCAGGUUUCAGGGCCCUUCCCUGCCACACCUGGCACUAGUAUGCCUCAUCCCAAUGCAGGAAAUUCAAUGUUUCCAAGGAUGCCAAUGAUCAAUGGUAUGAUGGGACCAAACCAACGUUUCCCUACAAAUCCAGGAACAGGACCCUGCAUCACAGAAAAUUUCUCCCCCCUUAACCGCAUGCCUUUCACUGACAAUCCAAGGGACAGAAAAUUUAAUCGAAUCCCUCGAGAGGCAGUUGGUCCAUGGUCCUCCCCUGCCCAUGGCCCAGGCCCGGCACCCCCUGGAUCUCUGCCAGAAGGGGAGACUGAAGCCAUGUCAAAUGCCCAAAGGAGUACACUAAAAUGGGAGAAGGAGGAGACACUUGGAGAACUCGCCACAGUUGCACCAGUCCUAUACACUAAUAUUAAUUUCCCCAACCUCAAAGAAGAAUACCCAGACUGGUCUACCAGAGUAAAGCAAAUUGCUAAACUUUGGAGGAAAGCUAGUUCCCAAGACAGGGCCCCAUAUGUGCAAAAGGCAAGAGAUAACCGAGCAGCCCUGCGCAUCAACAAAGUCCAGAUGUCGAAUGAGACGGUGAAGAGGCACCAUCCACAGCAACAGCCCCCUGAGGUGUUUGAUCCCAACAUACCACUAGACACAGAACUCCUGUUUAAAGACCCUUUGAAACCAAAAGAGUCAGAGCAUGAACAAGAGUGGAAGUUUAGACAGCAAAUGAGGCAGAAGAGCAAACAACAAGCAAAAAUUGAAGCCACUCAGAAAUUGGAGCAAGUAAAAAAUGAGCAACUCCAGCAGCAACAACAGCAGCAACAACAGCAGCAGCAGACUAGCCAGACAGAAGGGGAUGGCAGCAACAGCUGUAACCAGAGCCCAGCCUCCCAGCCCAGUAAUGACAGCAUGUCUCCGAUGCAGCAGUUCAAUGCUAAAGAAACUUUUCCAAGGCCACAGCAACAAGGGACACCCACUUCAGGUCCUCCAGAGGAUGUGUUCUUACGACCACCACCUCCCCCUCCAUCAGGCCCUUCCUCCCAGCCUCAGUCUCCACAAGUAUUCUCACCAGGUUCCUCUGGCUCCAGACCCUCUUCUCCAUGGGACCCAUAUGCAAAAAUGGUUGGGACCCCAAGACCACCAGCUCUUGGACCAAAUGCAUGUCGCAGAAUGCCUGUGGAAUCCGGUAAAUCCCCCACCUCCUUGAUGGAGCAGCAGGACAGAGGGAGACCCUCUCCAGCGCAUGAAUCUUUUGGUUCUCCUACAUCAGUGAACAGUGAUCCUUAUGCCAAACCACCUGACACACCAAGGCCAACUGGAGAAAAUGACCCUUUUCUGAAGCCCAUGGGUCCCCCUAGGGGCAGUCAGAGUGCUCAAGGAAGGCCCCCAAUGGGAUCUCCUGGUAGAGACCCAUACUCAAGGCCCAUGAUAAGAAAUGAUGCUUAUCAGCGAAUGACCCAGAACAGAAUGAUCUUGUCUGACCCUUAUUCAAGGCCUUUACUUGCACCAAUACCUGGAAGCAAUGAGUCUGGUUCUGUCCCCCUGUUUAAAACACCAAUGCCCCCCCCUCAGACUCAGGAUCCCUUCAACCGAUCAGGCUCACAUCCGACUGACAGAUUCUCCCAGAAUCAACAGAAUGAUCCCUAUGCACAGCACCCUCAUACCCCAAGACCAUCAGGAAAUGACAGUUUUGCCAGUCCUCCUAGAAUGGGUCAACAUCACCCUCAGGGACACACAUUUGCUCAGCCAGGGACUCAAAUGUCUAGGAAUCCUUAUGCACAUGCACCUUCUACUCCAAGGCCUGACCAUUACACAUAUGAUCCCUUUGCCCCGCCCCCUGGUCCUAACAAGCCAGCCAGUGACCACUUCUCUCAGUCUACAGGUAACCAACGAGCCAUCAAUGAACACGGAGCUCAACCUCGACCAUUUUUUGAGCCCUAUGCUCGCCCUCCAGGCACUCCACGUCCACAUGAUAACUAUGGCCACUCAUCCAACACACCUAGUCCAUCCUCAGACCCUUAUUUACAGGCUCCUGCUACCCCUCGCCCCAGUGGAAUGAACCAGUUCUCUCAUCAGUCCCACCCUGGACAGAGGAUGUCGCCUUCCCACUCAGUGGACCCUUAUGGUCAGCCACCAGGUGCUCCACGACCCUCUGUUGGGGAGAGGUUCGUCAAGUCACCAGGUAGUCAGAGGGGGCCAGUGGAGCAAUUUACAGGUACACCUGGGACAUCAAGGCCAGGAAGUGGUGAUAUGUUUUCUCCGCCAGGGGCCCCAAGGUCAAUGCUCAGUGACUCUUAUGCACAGCCUCCAGGGACCCCAAGGCCUGGUCCAGAUGGGACUAACAGGCCUUUGCCAAGGCCAGGACCAAUGGCAAGUCAAGACCCUUUCUCACCACCCCAAGGCCGACUUCAAGAGCCUUUUUCUCAUCCAGACUCACAUCCACAAAAACACUCAAGUAUUUCAGAAGAUGGAUUUGGUCAGUCACCUUCUAAAAGACCCAGUCAGACACCCAGCCAUGAUCCAUUUGAACAAGCCCCUAUGACCCCUCGUCCACAGUCAACAGAGAAAAUGGAAAUGAAAGAUCCGACAUUUGUUGGUAAUAAUGGAACUGGCCCUCAAGACCCUGCCCAAAUGUGUAACAACUCACAAAUACCUGGUGCAUCCUCUGAAGUUCAGGGUGUGCCUCUUGCUGAGACAGUAGAGGAGAGACUCAGACAGCGACAAAGAAUUAGAGAACUAAUCCUCAAGCAACAGCAGCAGAGGAGUGCCAUCCGACAGGAGAGGGGCCCUCAAGAUUCUCCUGGCAACAUAACCCCAGGAACACCACGACCCUGGCUCCAGGAGGGCCCUGGUCAACAGGCUGAAAUGUUCAACCGACCUCCCCCACCUUAUCCUGGACAAGGACCCAUGAGAGGACCAAUGAGGUUUCCUGGACCUUUUCCAGGCGAUCAGCGUGUCCCUUUCCCUAAUGAAGGGCAAAUCCCCCGAGCCUCACAUCCUGGAGAUCCUAAUUUGAGACAUCAGGGGCCAAGGUUUGCAUUUCCUGGAGUUUUAGGACCCCAUGGGGCUCAGGAGUUCUUUCCCAGGGGGCAACACCCGAUGCAGGAUGUUCCUCCACAAAUGAGACGGUCCAUGUCUGCAGAGAUGGCAAAAAACAUGGGAGGAAACCCCAUGGGGCUCCCCCAACACUUCACACCACGUAAUAUGCCAGUGCAGCAGCACAACAUAAUGGGCCAACAUUUCAUUGAGUUGCGACACAGAGCAGCAGAAAACAGGCCCCGCAUGCCAUUUCCUCCAGCCACCAUGCAAGGAGGGAACAUGGAUCCUAACCUGCAGGGGCAAAGGGCAGCAGGCUUUCAACUUGAUUCCAGAUUCCCUUUAAAUCAGGGGCCCAGAAUGAUAGAUCCUUUAUCCAGUCAGGCUGGCCAUUUACAGUUUUCUUCCAGCAUGGACAAUCUUCAUCAGCAAAGCCAGAUUCUAGGAUUCAACCCGCUCAAACAAUCUCCAUUGAUGAGAUCCAUGAGUCAGCCUGCUUCAAAUGAGACUCAAAACAUUGCAGCAUCUAUGAUCCUUUCUGCACCCCCUGCUGGGCAGACUGAGACUGUGGAGGAGAAACUAGAUGCAGAAGACUCAGCAGUCAAAGAUCUUGAGGAUGUGGAAGUGAAAGACCUGGUAGAUGCCGACUUAGAAAACCUAAAUUUGGAUACUGAAGAUGGCAAAGACCUAGAUUUGGAAACCAAUGACCUACACCUUGAUGACUUUCUUAAAUCUGGGAAAUUUGACAUCAUUGCUUAUACAGACCCUGACUUGGAUGACAUCAAGAAAGACAUGUUUAAUGAAGAACUGGAUCUUAGUGAUCCUAUGGAUGACAAUUCUGACACCACAGAUGUUAACAAAAAUGCUGAGGCUUCAUCCAGUUCAGCAUCUGCACUAGCAAAGUCAGAGGCUACAGGUGAACAAUCCUCAGCUGAACUCAAGCCAAAAAGUCCUGGGAAUCAUAAUUUAGAUUUUUUGGCACCAAACCAGGAAAUUAAAACAGAGGUCAAAGACUGUCAGAGGCCACCAGAGGUGGUAGACCAGCAAGCUUCUGGACACGCCUCAAACCAGCAGGGCGUUUUCUCCGACUCCACCCCAGUCUUGUCUAGUUUACUCAUUAAGCAGCAGCCUGAGGAGCAGUCAUUAAACCCAAUCAUUGAAUCUGUCAGUCAAGGAGGUAACCUCAUGGCCCAGCAGAACCAAGUCACUGAUACUCAGCAUACCUCAGGAAUUCCAGUGAGUCAAACAAUACCUGACACUGCCACUGCAGGAGAAGUUUCUAUGACUGGCUUUGCAGCAGACCAUCAGGUGGGGCUGACCUCUGGAGUAGAUCAGAGUGGUCUGAGCCAGACCUCGCAGACAGUGUUAAACCAGGGAAUGGGUCAGCAACAGCGUCCUCUUCUGCUUGAGGAGCAGCCCCUUCUUUUACAGGAUCUACUAGACCAGGAAAGGCAGGAGCAGCAGCAGCAAAGACAGAUGCAAGCCAUGAUACGACAGCGUUCCAGUGACACUUUUUUCCCCAACAUUGAUUUUGAUGCCAUCACUGACCCCAUCAUGAAAGCCAAAAUGGUUGCUCUAAAAGGCAUCAAUAAAGUCAUGGUUCAGAACAACAUGGGAAUGACCCCAAUGGUCAUGAGCAGAUUUCCUUCUGUUCCUGUACCACCUUGUCCAGAGAGCACACCACUUCCUCCACAAGUUGUUGGACCGGAUGGGAAAUUAACACAAGUUGCAAGACCAAAUCCCCCUAACUUUGGACCAGGAUUUGUCAACACUGCUCAGAGGGCUCAGUAUGAGGAGUGGCUCCAAGAGACCCAGCAACUACUUCAAAUGCAGCAGAAGUUUCUAGAAGAGAAGAUAGGAGCUCACAGGAAGUCUAAGAAAGCCUUGUCUGCCAAGCAAAGAACUGCUAAGAAGGCAGGCAGAGAGUUCCCAGAGGAGGAUGCUGAGCAGCUCAAACAUGUCACAGAGCAGCAGGGUGUAGUGCAAAAGCAACUGGAGCAGAUCCGCAAGCAGCAGAAGGAGCAUGCUGAACUUAUUGAGGAGUACAGAGUGAAACAACAGCAAAGCAAUAUGACACCAGUGAUGCCUGGCAUGCACCCAGUGCCAGGUCCUGCUGGCAUGGUGGCCAGUGGCCCGCCAAUGGUACAGCCUCCCAUGAACCCUAUGAUACAGAUGCCACUUCACACUGGCCAACCAAAUGCACCUCCACGUAUGCCCAACCCACCACCUGGCUGGCAUCCUGGUGCUCCUAUGACUAUGGGUGGACCAGGAAUGCCACCUAUGCCUCCUCAGGUACCUGUUGGCAAUGCAGCUCAACCCCUUCAGAUGCAUCCACAGAUCCCUGUAGAUUCCCAAGCACCACCCGCUCCACCCAGUGCUGUAAAACCCAUGCAGGCAAGUGGUGUGAAGUUUGAUGACAACAACCCAUUCAGUGAAGGCUUCCAGGAGCGCGAAAGGCGAGAGAGGCUUAGGGAGCAGCAGGAGAGACAGCGUGUGCAGCUCAUGCAGGAAGUUGAACGUCAAAGAGCCCUGAAACAUCGUAUGGAAAUGGAGCAACAAGGGAUGAUGGGGCCAGAUGGGAACAUGGCGCCACUUGCUCAGAUGCCAUUCUUUAAUUCAGAUCUACCACAGGACUUCAUGCAGCCCCAGAGACCCCCCUUACAGCAAUCACAACAACUUGGACCAAUGUUUCCCCAGCAGCAGGGCAUGCAGCCUGGCAUGGGUUCACCACCUGGAACAUUUAUUCAGGGUGAAAGAAGAGCAAUGAUGGGCAAUGGAAUGAUGCCACCUGACAUGGGACCUGGUUUAGUACCUGAUAAUGUUGCUCUACAAGGGCCUAACUUUCCUCACGGUCAACCCAGACCUCGUCAGUUCAGUGGACCAGGAUUGAUAUCUCAGAUUCCAGGUGAGGGUCCACCAUUUGGGAAUGAUUCAUCUACACCUUUACCAUCCAAUUUCCCAGGCUCAGGUCAGUCACUUAUACAGCUCUACUCCAACAUCAUCCCAGAUGAGAAAGGGAAAAAGAAGAGGAACCGCAAAAAGAAGAAAGACGAAGAUGCAGAUUCAGUCAAGACGCCCUCAACUCCACAUUCAGACCUUACAGCCCCUCUUACACCAUGUGUCUCAGACACCUCCUCAACUCCUACUCGGAGCACCCAUCUCUUUGGAGACCAGGACUUGUCAAGGUCCCCAUUACUGGGAUCUUCCACCCCUAGUCACUCAGAACUUGAGAGACAGCUUUCUGGAGGGCAGUCUGGGCAAUCUGGUCUGUCAUCAGAUACUUCAAAGACCCCGGCUCAGGAGCAUGAGAGGAUCCUCAGUAACAUAAAGCUGGAGCAGACUGAUGCCACCGAGUGUCACGGACCAAGAGAAGGACCAGGCUCGGAAAUGAGCUCUGUGAAAGAAGAGGGUAAUAAAGGGAGCAUGUCUCCAUUCCCUUCUGGACAAAGCCCAAGCAAGGGAGAGGCUGGAAACGAACUACUGAAACACCUGCUGAAGAACAAGAGUACACCUCCACCCGGAUUGUCCCAGCAGAGGUCAGAGGAAAGCCUGCGCUCAGAGGAGGAGGAGCCAACAGACUGCAAAACCCUGCUGAGGCAAAGCUCUGUGGACAGCAAUGGGGCAUUCUCCGAUGGCACCUCCGACUUUCCUGGACCUCUGCUCACUGAGCAAGAGAAGAAGAAGGGAAGGAACAAAAGACCACCAAAAGGAGGCGAGAAACCUGCCUCUCGCUACAAGAAGAGAAAGAAGGAAGGAGAUGAGAGGCAACUGAUGCACUCUGGACCAGACACUGUAAUGACCCAAAUCAAACAGCAACUCUCUCUGCUGCCCCUGAUGGAGCCAUUGAUUGGGGUCAACUUUGCCCAUUUUGCCCCUUAUGGCAGUGGCCAGCUUAACGGAGAAAGCCUCUUGUCUGGUACUUUUGGCAGUGCCUCACUAGAUGGAGUCUCUGAUUAUUACUCCCAACUGGCCUACAAGCAGAAUAACUUGAGCAAUCCUCCAACUCCUCCGGCAUCUCUUCCUCCCACUCCACCACCUGUGAAUCGACAGAAAAUGGUCAACGGAUUUGCAACAACAGAAGAGCUGGCAAGCAAAGCUGCUGCCAUGGUCUCCAAGGGUCUGGUGCCAAAGCCACUACAUGUCCCAUUUCGGGCUGAGGAAGAUCUGCUCGCCCGGGCUAUUGCUCAGGGGCCCAAAACAGUGGAUGUUCCCGCUUCACUUCCCACCCCUCCUCACAACAACCAGGAGGAGCUGAGUAACAGAGGGCAGGAGCCAUGCAAGGACAGGGACACUCCUGAUAGCUUUGUUCCAUCUUCAUCUCCUGAGAGCGUGGUUGGCAUGGAGAUCAGUCGCUACCCAGACCUCUCUCUGGUGAAGGAGGAGCCUCCAUCUCCCUGUGUGUCUCCUGUGUUCCCCGUGCUUCCUCCCCCUGAUGGGAAAGGGACGGAGACCAAACUGCAGGAUAUCAAGACUGAACCGUCUUCAAUGUUUUUUGGCUCCCCCUUUGGCCCCAUGUCUACUGAUUCCAAACACGGGAUGGUUUCUGUAGCUAUCACACUGAGACCAGCUGCAGCUGAGAAUAUCACUGGUGUGGUGGCAGCCAUUUCAGACCUACUGUGUGUGAAGAUCCCCAGCAGCUAUGAGGUCAGCAGCACCCCAGACAGGCCCACUCUAUGUAUGCUCAGUGGUCCCAGGGUGGGUCCUCAUGGCAUGGAGCCUCGACCUCCCAUGUUCUUCCAAGGACCUGGAGAUAAUGGAGGGCUUCAAACCCGGCAAGGACAGAUGAUCAGGCCCGGUGGACCACAGGGAAUGAUGCAGCAGCAGGGACAUCAUUUCCGUUUCCAUCUCAAUAGCCCAGGCACUGCUGUAGCUCGAGGACCUGACAAUAAGACCCCUGCCAGCCCAGGAUGUAAACCACAGUGGUGCUGCAACUGUAAAGUGGUGGUUCUGGGAAAUGGAGUGCUGAAAGCUGCCAAAGACCUCCCUGCUCACAUGAAGGAAUUCGAAGGCCGUUUAAAAUCUGAGGAAGACCUGGUCUUCUGCAGUCACAGCUGUUUCCUUCUCUAUUGUUCUGCAUCACCACUGCCGUCCAGACCCACCACAGAAACAAAGCAAUCAGUGUCCCUUCUCCCAGCUUCUGAGCAAACAGAGAACUUUGGUAAAAUUCAGCAUCAGUACAGCAACAACAUGUCCUCAUUGGAUGUUCACUGCCUGGCCCAGCUUCAGCCCAAACAGUCUCCUCCUUCUACUCCUCCUAUCCCCUUCCCAGCAGCAAGUGAAACACCCAAGACAGAGGCAAAGUCUGAUGCACUCAAAGUGACAGUGAAGUUAAAGACCCGACCAAGGUCCCACGAUUUCUGGCACCAAGGCAAGAGACAGAAAGGACUUCGCUGGAGAAAAUGGACCGUUCAGGUGGUGGUGUCAAAAGGAAAUUCUCAGCUCCCAGAUGAGGAUAAGAUCGAUGAGCUAUUGAAGAAACUUGGGGCCUCCUUGCGUCCUCCAGUAUCACUCAAAGACCACAGACGCUGCUGUUUCUGCCACCAGUUUGGAGAUGGGCACACUGAUGGUCCUGCUAGGCUGCUCAAUCUAGACCUCGAUGUGUGGGUUCAUCUAAACUGUGCCCUGUGGUCGACUGAGGUGUACGAAACGCAGGCUGGGGCCCUCAUCAACGUGGAGCUUGCACUGCGUCGUGGCCAAACAGUACGCUGUGCUUACUGCCAGCAGACCGGAGCCACUAGUGGCUGUCACCGACCACGCUGUACCAAUGUCUACCAUUUCACCUGUGCUCUGCAAGCCCACUGCACAUUCUUCAAGGACAAGACCAUGCUAUGUCAUGCCCACAGGCCCCGGGGAACAGCAGGACAAGCGUUGGAGCACGAGCUGCGUUGCUUCGCAGUGUUCCGACGUGUCUAUGUUCAGAGAGACGAAAUGCGUCAAAUUGCCACCGCUGUGCAGCAGCCCGAGUUAGGUUAUACAUUUAGGGUGGGCAGCCUGGUGUUGCAUGCGAUGGGUCAACUAACACCUCUACAAAUGGCAGCCUUCCAUUCACCAACAGCCAUCUUUCCAGUUGGCUAUGAAGCUUGCCGCAUUUACUGGAGCAUGCGUCAUGGCAACCGCCGUUGCCGCUAUGUCUGUUCUGUUGAAGAUGGAGACGGGCUUCCAGAGUUCACCAUCAGAGUCAUCGAACAUGGCUACCAAGACCUGAUCCUGACUGACACCUCUCCUAAAGGAGUGUGGGACAAGGUGCUCGGCCCAGUGGCAGAGAAAAGAUCUGAAUCAGCCACUCUGAAGCUCUUUCCCAUUUACCUGAAAGGCGAGGAUCUGUUUGGGCUCACGGUCCCAGCAGUCACCAAAAUCACUGAAUCGCUCCCAGGAGUGGAGGCAUGUGACAGGUACUCCUUCCGUUAUGGGCGCAACCCUCUUUUGGAGUUGCCUCUCAUGUUCAGUCCAGCCGGUUGUUCCCGUGCAGAGCCAAGAACAAGCUCUCCCUGCACCUCACUGGUGAUAAGGCCACAACCCCAGGCUGUUUCCAGCAGCAGUGCCAGGUCUAACCAGAAUGUGGCUCAAGGAGAAGGUGGCGUUCCUCAUAGCAAGACUCCAGUGGUACACCCCAGGUCUUCUCAGUACCGCUGGAUGAAGAGUGAGUGGAGAGCAAAUGUCUAUUUGGCCCGCUCCCGAAUCCAGGGCCUGGGGCUGUUUGCUGCUAGAGACGUUGAAAAACAAACCAUGGUGAUCGAGUACAAUGGAACCAUCCUCCGAAAUGAGGUUGCCAUUAGGAAGGAGAAGAUUUAUAGAGCUCAGAAUCGAGCAGUGUUCAUGUUCCGCAUCGAUAGUGAACACGUGGUCGAUGCUACUCGAACUGGAGGGCUUGCAAGAUAUAUCAAUCAUUCUUGUGCCCCGAACUGUGUUGCUGAGGUGGUCACGUUUGAAAGAGGUUACAAAAUCAUCAUCAGCUGCAUUCGCAGAGUUGAGAAAGGAGAAGAGUUAUGUUUCGACUAUCAGUUUGACACCGUUGAAGGCCAGCACAAGAUCGCUUGCCACUGCGGAGCUCCUGAAUGCAGGAAGUGGAUUAAUUAAGCAAAACAAGAAACCCAGAUGCAUUCCUUGCUGUAGUGUGUGGGUGUAGUGUCAUGACCUCUGCACAGAGAAAAAUUCUUCACGUUAAAGUCAUUUUACUGAUGAGUAGAAGGCCCAAACCUUUGAAGCAAUGAAUAAAUUUACAGGUUGGUUCAUCUAGAUCAUGGAAUAAAAACGGGUGGAGGAAGGGAAAUCCAACACAGUAGCAGGAUGUGAUGUGCCAUAUAUGAGGGGCUCUGUUGUACGUGAUGCCUCCGUGUGUCUGUAUGUAUCUGCGUGUUUGUUUGGUGUACAUGGGGUGCGGAAUCCACCAGCGAAUGAGAAAGCACUGUGCAGGGUGCGGCCUUAUUGCUUACUAAGGGCAGGCCCUUUUGUUACAUACUGUUAAUGUAUACCAUAUGACUAAAUGUAGACAUCACUGAAUGAGGAAUGUACAGCAAUGAAUACCGCGAAGGGAAUAUUAACUUGCACUAAAAAACAAAAAGAAAAUAAACAAAAAAAAAAAAAGUACAUACACAAACUUUUAAAUACUUGAUUCCAUGAGUCAGUUUUAUCAUAGGUCUCUGUCAUGUGAUUUGUGUGGAAUUUGAGAGGUUUUGUAUUUAUUACUGAGUGAAUGAAUUUUAUUCUCAAAAUGAUGAGAUUGAGUUAAAGAAGGCUAGAUUGCUAUUGUUUUUGAAGAUUGAAGAAGACAUGCUGUUACUUUUGUAUAAAUGUACAUAAAGAAAACUAUAGGAAUAACCGACCAAAUACUACCUUAACCUUCUCGAUGUUUGCGUGUUUUUAAAAUGUUUUUUGUUCCGUUUGUCAUUGAAAUUUAUUUAAGAUGGACGUUAUUUCAGUUUGAGAGUAUAUAUUAUGAUUAUUCUGUACAGAAUUUGUAAUAUAACCACAAUAAUUCACAAAGUAUUUUUGUUGUAUUAAAAGUAAGGUAUUGUAGCGUACUGUUUUGUGACUUACACAUGCUUUGACCACUCAAAAAAAAAAAGAAAUAUUUUUGUUGACUAACGUAACGAGUUACCGGUUACAGAAUCAAAAAAGGACAAAUGGUAAGAGAUCAUUGUGAUCUGUUUGCCUUUAAUCAGGUUUGAUUUUAAAGAACUGUGAAUUAGAUUUUAAACCCAAAAAAAACAACUUUUUUCACUUUUUAUCACGAGUAAGAACUGCAGCGUGUAUUUACCUGUUUUUGUUACUUUUAAAACAAGGUGCGAACGUCUAAUGAUGAUAUGGACAAACCAGUGUGACAGGAAGAAUCGUAUGUGGAACUGUAGGUUCUACUUUUCUCUCUUUGGGGACAGAAAUGGCAUUCUGCUUAAUCAAAAAUAUUUCUUAUACUGACACUUCACAAGUCACAUGCUAAGAAACUGAGUUUUUGCGUGCACAAUUUCAAGUUGACUGUAAAGUUUUGCAGACAGUCUUAGAACUUGUAAUGUAUAUGGCAUGUAUUUUUUUAACUUUCUGAAGACUCAAUUGUAUAUAUUUUCUCAAUGAAUGGUUGUAACAAAAUUGUUUCUUGGAUAUUUUUCUUCUCUUGUAUGAUAUUACAUCAUCCUGCCAGUGUGUUUGUGCGACAUUUUAUUGGUCAUGUAAAGUAGGCAGACCCCCCCUUCCCCCCUUUUUUCUUUUUGUUUAUUUUUGAAAAAAGCCUUUUGAAGUGUACAGAGUAUGAGGUUUUGAGUUUGUGGAAUUGAAUUUAGAAACAUUUACAAAAAUAAACUAUUUUACAUGUUA
Messenger RNA from Melanotaenia boesemani (Boeseman's rainbowfish), 17373 nucleotides. RefSeq names its product lysine (K)-specific methyltransferase 2Cb (gene kmt2cb). Lineage: Eukaryota; Metazoa; Chordata; Actinopteri; Atheriniformes; Melanotaeniidae. Gene Ontology annotation, molecular function: transcription coactivator activity; histone binding; histone H3K4 methyltransferase activity. The record is from RefSeq and is a predicted model, not a curated record. The coding region runs from base 733 to 15642 and encodes 4969 amino acids. Gene Ontology annotation, cellular component: MLL3/4 complex; nucleus. Gene Ontology annotation, biological process: positive regulation of transcription by RNA polymerase II. The transcript has 61 exons.